CACAAUAAAGGAAUUUGUGAUCCAAACCUCAGAAAUGUACAGUGAUCUUGAAAUGAGCGUCAGUCCUAAUAUUUCCAUUUGGGCACCGGGACAAGCAAUAGUCGGAAGGGCAGUCUAUCAGCCUAUCAAGUCUCACGCGGCAGUUGAUUCGGUAUCUUCUCCUUGCUCGACUCCAGAAUAUUCUCAAAGUCUCAGCCUUGAGAGCACAGUCCUCAUGUCUUCAGCAAGAGGGCUUACGUCUGGUAGCAGCAUGCCUACCACAGUCAUAGCUGGUCAGGAAAGACAACCAGUUUGCGACGCACAGUCUCCAAACAUGCCCCAACCACCUCCAAGGAGCAUAAACCCCAGGCAAGGCAGGAGGAACAAAACAUUCGUUGACCCCUGUGAAAUAGCUCCCCUUAAGAAAAGGAGAAUACAGCUUGAAAUGCUUAAUCCUGACGAGCGUGACAAAGUCCUUCAAAAGAGAGAGAAGAACAAGGUUGCAGCAGAGAAGUGUCGUGUCAAACGUCGUGAGAAGAUGCAUCACGUGAGAAUUGAGUACGACGAAUACCUUGAGUCCAACGAAGCACUUGAAAAGGAAAUAAGAAAACUACAAGAGGAACGUGACAAUCUUGAGCGAUUACUAAAGCAGCACAACUGUGUGCAAAGAGUUUAGCAAAACAUACAAAGACUUGAUAAAACUUUAGCAUCAUUAUUUUUGAUAAAUAUAAUGUAACACUGUGUGGAAGAAACAUUAUUUUUAUUGUUAAAUUUAUACAAUGUAAUGAUAUACAGGA
Molecule: messenger RNA, 776 nt
Organism: Amphimedon queenslandica
Lineage: Eukaryota; Metazoa; Porifera; Demospongiae; Haplosclerida; Niphatidae
Product: proto-oncogene c-Fos-like
Exons: 3
Coding region: 35-655 (206 amino acids)
Biological process (GO): regulation of transcription by RNA polymerase II
Cellular component (GO): nucleus
Molecular function (GO): RNA polymerase II cis-regulatory region sequence-specific DNA binding; DNA-binding transcription factor activity, RNA polymerase II-specific
Source: RefSeq, a predicted model, not a curated record